Messenger RNA from Laetiporus sulphureus 93-53, 710 nucleotides. RefSeq lists its product as uncharacterized. NCBI's taxonomy places the organism in Eukaryota, Fungi, Basidiomycota, Agaricomycetes, Polyporales, Laetiporaceae. The record is from RefSeq and is a predicted model, not a curated record. Gene Ontology annotation, cellular component: mitochondrion. The transcript is spliced from 3 exons. The coding region runs from base 54 to 548 and encodes 164 amino acids.
CACAGGCGCGCGGAUGAGGACGGAGCCCAAAGUAAUCCAUCUCCUCCACGACAAUGUCGCUCGCCAGGGCGGCAAGUGUACUCGUACGGCCAAGACAGGCUGCUGCCACUUCUCUAGCGCGUCGCAGGUCCGCUCACUCAGAGUCUCAUGACGAGCAUCAUGACGCGCACCACGGCGAGCUCGAGGAUAUCGAUGUGUACCCGAAGGAAGAGUUUACGGGCAAGCGUAUGAGGCGCUUUCUCCUCCUCGCCUUUGGGGUCGUCGGAUUCUACAAGUUUGCCCCCGCACCAGGCGAGGACAACCCCAUCGCGCGUUUCAUCGACCACUAUCACACCCCGCCCGAGGUCUGGGAGAGAAUAUCGCGGAAACACCUGAUGCUGGCCAUGCAGGUCGCCGACGAUAAUCUGCUCGUCGCGACUGCGAAGCGGCCGCCUGUGCAUCGAUACCGUUCGCCAGAGAGGCUGAACAUGUUCUCGGCGUACGGUAACCCCGUGGGUGGAAUGGUGGACGUGAGCAAUGCUGUCGUGAAGCGCGCUGGAGAUUUCUAGAGAUUGUACAUGGAUCACAUUCUGCAUAUGCAAACUGAUCGAACGCUCUUGUAGUCGUGGUAAAGGUGUACAAGACCCGUAGACGUGUAUAGAACGGUAAGACACUGCGACCAACGGAAGCCACGAAUAGCCGAUCACAACUUGGCGGCCCUCCGGCGGCGG